AUGGCCACGUUAGCUCGGCUCCAAGCUCGGUCGACGUUCCUGGUACACCAGUACUACUUCAGGAACAGUGCUGUAGAUGUAUUUAGAAAAAAGGAGUAUGAUGCAGCAGUUAAAAUCCAGAGCUGGUUUCGAGGAUGUCGAAUUCGGGCAUAUCUCAGGUAUUUACACAGAGUAGCAACUGUUAUUCAAAAAUGUUGGAGAGGUUACUUAGGCAGACAACAUUAUCAACUAAUUGUGAAGUUAGAAUUUUGUACUAUGAAGAUGAAUCUCUACAACGCAAUGGCUGUCAGGAUUCAGAAGCGAUGGCGAGGCUAUCGAAUUCGGAAAUACUGCUUUAAUUAUUUUUAUUUGAAGGAGUACCUGAAGGCUGUUUCAGAGACCAAUGAUGCAAUUAGGUACUGUUAUCAGGGUUUUGCUAUAUUAGAUGAACUGUGUGACCAUAUGGCAUGGCGUUUGAAAAGGAAAAAUACUACCCUGUUUCCUGUCUACUCAAUGCUCAAUACUUCUAGUCACCAAAUGUGUGGGUUUUCCAUGCCAGGCAAUCUCAGACACCAGGAGGCGUUAGAGGAGUUUGCAGAGAUGAAAGAAAGGGAAGAGAAGAAGGCCGACCUCGAAAGGGAAGAGAAGAAAAGAGAUUACCAAGCCCGAAAGAUGCAUUACCUCCUCAGCACAAAGCAGAUUCCAGGUAUAUACAAUUCACCAUUCAGAAAAGAUCCCGAUCCAUGGGAAUUGCGGUUACAGAAGGCAAAGCCCUUAAUAAGCCAAAGGCCUAAAGUUAAGCAGAAGCGCGACGUCAACAUUAGCAACCAGCUGGCUUGUACGAGUGCCCGCUCCCUUCCUCAAUCUGAAAUUCUGCCACCCAUUGAUAGGAAGCAGUGUCAGGGACCUUUCCGUGAUAUCACCGAAGUACUGGAACAGCGCUACAAGCCUUUGGAGCCAACAUUGUGGAUGGCAGAACCAAUCAAUGAGUUAAAGAUGGCCAGAGAAGAACUCAGAAAACAGGAGUGGAUGCGAAAUAUAAAUGACAAUAUGUUUUUGCCAUUUUCUUCCUACCAUAAAAAUAAAAAGUACAUCCCAUUAAUGCAUUCAUCAAGCAAGUAUGGUCCCAAUUCUUACGGAAGUCAACAUUUUAGAGAUGAAAAUCCUAAGAAAUGGAUCUGUGACAAGGAUUUCCAAACUGUAUUACCAUCAUUUGAUCUCUUCUCAAAGUAUGGAAAAUUAUAUUCAAAAGCUGGACAAAUUGUAUAA
Molecule: messenger RNA, 1248 nt
Organism: Puma concolor (puma)
Lineage: Eukaryota; Metazoa; Chordata; Mammalia; Carnivora; Felidae
Gene: SPATA17
Product: spermatogenesis associated 17
Biological process (GO): spindle organization; mitotic cell cycle; establishment of meiotic spindle localization
Cellular component (GO): spindle pole
Molecular function (GO): calmodulin binding
Source: RefSeq, a predicted model, not a curated record